This is a messenger RNA of Cololabis saira (Pacific saury), 2955 nucleotides long. Its product is annotated as transmembrane protein 100. Bases 293 to 745 code for a protein of 150 amino acids. The record is from RefSeq and is a predicted model, not a curated record. Gene Ontology annotation, biological process: cellular response to BMP stimulus. Lineage: Eukaryota; Metazoa; Chordata; Actinopteri; Beloniformes; Belonidae. The transcript is spliced from 2 exons.
UGUGAGGACGAGGCUGCGCUGAACACGUUCACUCAUUGAUGGACAAGGGUGAGGGCUUCCUCUUUGUAGCUGAUCUCUUAUCUCUGCAUCUUUCCUCCUGCAGGCACAUGCUCGCAGUGGGUUUUCAGAGAAACAGCAGCAGCAGCAGCAGCUCCUUCUCUGGCACUGGCAGCACGAGAAGGGGCUUCAGAGAAACCCCCUGUAACGUCACAGGCUUCUGUUCAGUAACACUCACAGGGAGCAACUACGGACGCACUUUCUCGCUCCGUUACCCAGAUACCGCAGCUCCGGGAUGGGCUGCUCGUCAGGGCGCCAGCCCCAGGUCUUUCACCCGGACCUGGACCCUGGCAACGACGGCGAGGCCCACACCUCACCCCAGGACUCUGACAACCAGGACCAGAGUUUGAACGGCUGUGGAGAAGGCAGCCUUGGAAGAGGGAAACCUAAACCUCCAGAGUCUCUCCCCACGCUGGAGAGACUCGCCCAGGCUACGGGCGGAACCGAAAAGUCCUGGUACCGCUGCGUGUUCCCCUUCGGCGUGAUUUCCCUCGUGAUCGGGAUGGCGGGCACCGGGGUGACGUUCACCUUUAACACGCUGCCCCAGACCAAAGUGGUGUCAGUGGGACUGCUGUGCAUCGGUGUGAUCAUGUUGCUCGUGGCGGCCGCUUGCUGGAGGGCCCACAGACUGAGGAGGAAGAAAAAGAAGGAGAGUGAAUUCUUUGCUGCUGAUCAGGGGACUUUGUGACACGAGUGGACAAACCACGUUGAGCUGGACUCUGAGAAGGAGAACAACCGAAGCAGCCAGAAUCACAGACUUGAUCAUGAUUAUCAACAUAGACUUAGAAACCACUUUAGCGAAGGCUCCGUGUCCAUUCUGUGCAGAUUCGGCAAACGAUUCCCUUCCAUGCUGUUAUGGAUUUACCUGGAGGUCCACUCGAGAGCAGAACAUAGAUCAUUGCUCCGCGGUUUCGCCUCUUUGUGUCAACGACAGACAUGAGCGAUAGGCACCUCAGGAAUAGCUGCAUAAUACCUCCUUAUCCCGCGAACCGCGCUGCUCCAUGAGAGGAGGCGUGCCUCUGUGGGACAGGACGAGUUAUCUCCAAACAGCUUCGUUUACACAUCUGGAUACCAAAAGUAGUCGAGUAUUAGCAGACUGCUGGAUGCUUGUGUUUGGACAGUUUCAGUGUGUUUAUAGAGGGACAGCAGUCGUCCCCCCUCCCCUUUCAGAAAACUCAUGACGACUGCUGCCCGUCACAGCGAAACCCAACGGGAUUUCUGCUGACUAUGAAAGUAAUAACUUUAGCUCGUGAGCUGAGUAGUUUGAGGUCAUAUCUGAAAGGAAAGCAUGGAGUUAAGUUAAAUCAUGUGUGUGUGGGGUGGUGUGAAUGUUGAAAUCCUUCACAUUUCCUCAAACUUCAUGGUGGAUAACCACAAUCACCCUCUCCCAGAUAGUUUUUGUCUUGUUUUUUUUUCCCUUCAUUUUAGGCGCUAGGGCUGAAAAUCAAAUGUUAUAAACCCUGUGCAGCAAGGGGGUCCUACUAUAGCCGUUUUAUAGCAAGAACAAACCAGUGAAGAAAAACCGUAACAGCAGCUGAUUUUUUUAUUUUUUUUUUCUCAUGUUUUCCUGCAGCAGCGGCGACACCGUCCAAUGUUUAGACGCGAGCUGUUCCAACAAAUCGAUUCCUUCCUCACCGGUGGCUUCCACUCUCCCACCCGUCGAGAAACCGCUGUGGAAAUGCGACAUGUGAAACAGACAUUCAAAGCAACCGCUCCGCGGGCUCGACCGGGUCGCUCCUCAUCGGGCCCUACUUAGACUGCUAACUAUUGUGAAAACCUGUCCUCAUAUUAUUCUUUCUUAAACAGCUUCACCUCCAACUAAUUAUUUCUUUUAGUUUUCACAGAAUUCCUUUGAACUUAAAGCUCACUUGUGGAACAGAAAUGUAGCGUGUAAUCAAAACCAGAGUAGUUAGUUUGCUGCGAUUACCAGCAGGUGAAGAAGACCCAGCAGCUUCAUGUCGGCUGCAGUGAUGCAUUUUAUUGAUGUUAUUUGAUUAUUAUAAUAACCUAUUUGAUAAAAUAUUGGCCGCGCUUUUGCAUGAAGCUCCAGUCGUGACGUGGAGCAGCGGCUACAUUAGAGCAGCUUAACCUUUUUCUCCUCGCGUCUCCCUCAAAGUCCAGUAUUCAGCUUUCACCCUUUUAUGGUUUGUCGAUUUGAGCCACAGAUAAUCAGACAAAAGUGCUACUGAUAGGAAUCGUUAUCCGUCUGCUUAGAGGUUGUGGUGUUUUUUUAAAAUCUAAAUGACAUAUCAUGAAUUAACUGUAGAUACUGUGUCUAACCAAGAGUGUAGCCACAUUGAUGAAUGUACUUCCAUCAGUGACUUAUUAAUGUCCUUGUAAAGAGUGUAAAGACUGUUUAUGUAUCUUCUAUUUUGGGUAGUCGGAGUGUGAGCCUAACCUCCUGUUUCUAUUUCCAUAUAAGCAGCUAUCUGGUUGUAAUGAUUUCCAGCGUGUGGGUGUAAAAUAAACUGUUUUCUUUCACAAUGACAUGAGAAGCUACUGCCAGACGUGACUGCCAUUCACAAGAUGAAUGUUUUCAUUUAAGUGGCGCGCAUACAUUUUUAAGAAUUUGUUAUUUUUAUGGACAUACGUAAUAUUUGUUUUUAACAUUGUGGUUUUGAAUUGAUAGAAAGUUGCUUAAUAGUUUUUUUGAUCACUUUAAGGUUUUAAUGGUCAAGCUUCUUCCUGAGUGCCUUUUACAUUGGAGGUAUAUUGCCAUCUUUGAUUAAGUAUUGUAGUGUUAAAUUGAGAGCAGGCUUUGCACUCAGAGAUCUUCACUUUUGAAGUCCCUGAUUGCAUGCAGAUGCGCUCUGCUCCAUUCACCUGUGUUUGCGCUCAGAUUCUCUGCUUUUUGAACAAAUGUCUGGUAGUUUUCCUAGUUUUAAGGAUUAUUUUCAA